UGAUUGGCUCCUCCGGUGCGAGCCGGCGGCCAUCUUGGAUAGCGCAUGAAAAGAAUUAGCUUCCGAUCGUACGUGCUUUACCAUGUUUACAAUGAAAGAUAUCAUCAUCAUCCUUCAAAAUGCCUUCUUGUGCCGCAAUCAACUAUACUAAUCGACUCGUGAAAGGGUCAGGAAAAACAUUUCACAAAUUUCCCAAAGCUGGUUCAGCCCAUCUAAAGGAAUGGCUGGUCAAGAUGAAAAGAGACAAGUGGACACCGAGCAAGUAUGCCACCCUGUGCUCAGACCACUUUGAAGCAGAGUGCUUUGACCGCACUGGCCAGACAACCAGGCUCCGUUAUGGUGCAAUUCCAACCAUAUUCAACUUCCCUGAUCAUCUCCAAAAGACCUUGAAAAAACGCAAACCUCCACACCCAAGAAAUCUUCAGGACACCUCAACUGAAGUAUCAACUGAAGCACCACACUGCAUGGCGGGUACAUCUACCAAUCCUACAUGUAGCCUUAAUGGUGUUGCAUUAUUAAAACAUUGA
Lytechinus pictus (painted urchin) is the source of this 527-nucleotide messenger RNA. Its product is annotated as THAP domain-containing protein 2-like. The record is from RefSeq and is a predicted model, not a curated record. Lineage: Eukaryota; Metazoa; Echinodermata; Echinoidea; Temnopleuroida; Toxopneustidae. Bases 120 to 527 code for a protein of 135 amino acids. The transcript is spliced from 3 exons.